ACUACGCCGCCGGGCGGGGGUCGCGCCGGCCUAGCACCUGGGGCUCUGCGGGGGCCGGGCAGAGACCUGCGGUCCCGGCGUGUCCGUAUUUCCGGUGUCCCCGAGAGCUUCGGCGACGGGGCCGCAGGGCGGGCCCUGGGCCGCAUGACAGGCGGCAGCCCCGCAGCACCGCCGAAGCCGGCGCGCCCGCCCGGUGCAGCCGUACUGCCGGGGAGACCCCGCGGCCCCAGUCUCGCGCGGCCCCGCUGGGCCCCUCCUCUCCCCGGGUGGGGCGCAGCUCCGCAGCCUCCGCCCGCGGCCUCGCCUGGCGCGUCCUUCCGGGUCCUCCGGCCUUUCCGUGCCGGUGCUGCAGGCCCUGGUCCCUUCCCACCCUGCACGCCGCUGUGCUCCGGCCUGGGCCUCCGGGCCGGCCGCCUCCGGCGCGACUUCCAUUGGCCUGAGUUUCCGGGCAGCUCUUGGCCUGUGCAGCCUUGCUGGAGGCCGCCCUGCGGCAUCGGAGUGGACGAGGGAAACAGCAGCAGUCACGUAGGGGAAAAGCUGUUGAGGACGGUGCCGUGCGUUCCCGUAGCGCACGCGCCCGGUGCAGUGCGGCGUCCCACGCGCGUGCCAUGUAGAGGUUCCAAGUCGAAGGUUCACUUUUAAAACUGUAGCCGCCGGAAAGGCCUUGCCGGACUCCCGCUGGCCGUCACCUUGAGUGGUCAUAUUUCCCAGAGAGGCACCCACCAAGAUAUGGAUCAGAAACUUUCAAACUUGGUAGAAGAGCUCACAACUUCAGGAGAACCCCGACUAAAUCCUGAGAAAAUGAAGGAACUGAAGAAAAUUUGCAAGUCUUCAGAGGAGCAGCUGAACCGCACCUACCGCCUGCUGAUAGCACAGCUGACCCAGGAGCACGCCGAGAUCCGCCUUUCAGCCUUUCAGAUUGUGGAUGAGCUCUUCACCAGGUCUCACCAGUUCCGGGUGCUGCUUGUUUCCAACUUCCAGGAGUUCCUGGAGCUCACGCUGGGCACGGACCCUGCACAGCCUCUGCCGCCCCCCCGGGAGGCGGCGCAGAGGCUGAGGCAGGCAGCAACCCGGGCCGUGGAAGGGUGGAAUGAGAAGUUCGGGGAGGCCUACAAGAAGCUUGCCUUGGGCUACCACUUCUUAAGACACAACAAAAAGGUGGAUUUUCAAGAUGCAAGUGCUCGAACUCUGGCCGAAAGAAAGAGAGAAGAGGAGAAGCAGAAGCACUUGGAUAAAAUUUACCAGGAAAGAGCCAGCCAGGCGGAGAGAGAGAUGCGAGAAAUGUCUGGAGAAAUGGAAUCCUGCUUGACAGAGGUGCAGAGCUGCUUUAGGCUCCUGGUACCGUUUGGCUUUGACUUUGGCCCGAGCCUGGAGACAGAAUCCUUUGGCAUGGCUCCUGAUGCGUCCGAUGCCCCCCGCUCCUCCUGCGCCAGCCAGGUGGGCCCUUGCCGGUCUGGCCCCCCUGACCCCCGGGACGGGGAGCAGCCCUGCUGCAGUAGGGACCUGCCUGCCUCUGCAGGCCAACCCGGAGCAGGCGGCGGGGCACUGCCGCCCCAGGCAGCUGUGGGAGACCCCUCAGAUGAGGACGAGGACAGCGACCUCGAGGAGUUUGUGCGGAGCCACGGGCUGGGCUCACACAAGUACACGCUGGAUGUGGAGCUCUGCUCAGAGGGCCUGAAGGUGCAGGAGAACGAGGACAACCUCGCUGUGGUCCAUGCCGCCCGUGACACACUCAAGCUCAUCCGGAAUAAGUUCCUGCCGGCCGUUUGCUCCUGGAUCCAGCGCUUCGCUCGCGUGGGGACCCACGGUGGAUGUUUAAAACGUGCCAUUAACCUGAAGGCAGAACUGGAGCUUGCCCUGAGGAAAUACAAGGAGCUGGACAUCGAACCCGAGGGAGGGCGGGGCUGCAGGACUGAAUCCCUGGGGGAUGGGGAGGAAGACGAGGACGAUGAGGACUUUGUGGAGGUGCCUGAGAAGGAGGGGUAUGAGCCCCACAUCCCUGACCACCUGCGGCCUGAGUAUGGGCUGGAGGUGACGCCCGAGAAGGACCCGGCUGCACGGGGCUUGCGGAUGAGGUUGAGGAGGGACGAGGAGGCGUCGGACCCCACCUCUGCGGCUGCUCAGUUGCGGCGGCUCCAGGACCACUUGCCCCGACCCUCGUCUGCCAGCCUCUCCGGAGUGUUGCUGGAGCCAGAGGAGGCCCAGAAGCUGGCGGCAGAGCGGGCCCGGGCGCCUGUGGUGCCCUACGGCGUGGACCUGCACUACUGGGGCCAGGAGCUGCCCACAGCUGGGAAGAUCCUCAAGUCUGACUCCCAGCACCGCUUCUGGAAGCCCAGCGAGGUGGAGGAGGAAGUGGUCAACGCCGACGUCUCCGAGAUGCUCCACAGCCGCCACAUCACUUUUGCGGGGACGUUCAAGCCAGUGCAGCACCGGUGCCGCGCCCUGAGGCCAGACGGUCGGCUCUGUGAGCGCCAAGACCGGCUGAAGUGCCCUUUCCAUGGGAAGAUCAUUCCAAGGGACGACGAGGGACAGCCACUCGACCCGGAGGAGAGGGCCCGGGAGCAGCAGCAGCAGCGGCAAAAGCAGGAGCGCCCGGGGGUGGCCUUCCUGAGCCCGACCAGCACGACACCUGGUGGAUGCCCACCACUGCCUUGUAUGAGGAACCCCACAGGAAGCCUGGGCCUCCGAACCUCGAGGGCCUUGGUGCCACUAUGCGAAUGGCAGGACCCUGAGCUGAUGAGAGACGUGGAGGCAGCCACGGGGCAGGAUCUCGGCUCGUCCAGGUACAGCGGGCAAGGCCGGGGGAAGAAGAAGAGGUACCCCCACCUGACCAACCUGAAGGCCCAGGCUGACACUGCCCGCGCUCGCAUCGGGAGAAAGGUCUUCGCCAAGGCAGCUGUCCGGAGGGUAGUUGCAGCCAUGAACCGGAUGGACCAGAAGAAGCACGAGAAGUUUUCAAACCAGUUCAACUAUGCACUGAAUUAGAGAGCUGGGCCCAGGGCACCCUCAGCACCUCUUCUCCCUCUGCCAGUGCCUUAGGACACCAGAGUGGGCAUGGGUCUGGGCAGUGACCAUGCUAUGUCUAUUACUGUGUUUGAUGUAAAGAAGUCGUAUUAAAAUGCCCUGAAGGUGGGGCUCUCUGCUGCUGUGGGGUCCAGCACCAUCUGCUGACGGGUCUGGCCUUGCAGAAGAGGCCCUUGAGCCUGGAGAUGUGAACCUGGGCAGUGAGCCUGUUCCCAGAGGGCGCCCGAGAGUUCUUGUGGGGCCAGUGCCUGUGGUGGGGCAGAAAGUGCGCGCAGCUGUGCCUUCAGAGCCCGCAUGCCCAGCCAGGAGGCCACCGGUCAGAGGAGCUCUGAGGAAGCCCACUUCUGUGCAAAUGCUGUUUUUAACGCAAACACCAAGGCUAGGAAACCAUUCACUCACCUGCUUCUGUUUCUGGUUGUGCCUUUUCAUACAACGUGUGGUCUUUUGUGUGCUAAAGACUGAUACCGAGCAUGUUCUCACGUGCCUCCUGGCCACUCGUAUGUCUUCUUUGGAGAGGAGCCUAUUCAAAUCUUUUUCCUAUUUGUAAUUGAAUUGUCUGUCUUGAGUUGUAGCAGCUUUUUUUUUUUUUUUCUUUUAGAGAUGGGCUUUCACCCUUACCCAGGCUGAGUGCAGUGGUGCAGUCAUAGCUCACUGCAACCACAGACUCCUGGGCUCAAGCCAUCCUCCCUCAUCAGCCUCCCAAGUAGCUGCGACUACAGGCACACGCCACAACACUUGUCUAAUUUUUUAAAUUUUUUGUAGAGAGGAGGUCUCACUGUGUUGCCCAGUGUGGUCUCAAACUCCUAGCCUCAAGCGAUCCUCCUGCUUCAGUCUCCCAAAUGGUUGGGAUUGCAGGCAUGAGCCACCGCCCCUGGCCACGAGUUCUGUAUAUCGUGAAUACUAGAUCCUCAUGUGACUCGCACAAACUUUCUUCCAUACUGUCAUUUUACUUUCUGGAUAGUGUCCACUGAAGCACAAAAGUUAAUUUUGAUGAAGUCCAGCAGUUUAAUCUGUUUUUUCUCUUUUGUUGCUUGUGUUUUUACUGUCACAUCUUGGCAGCCAUUGCCCAAUCCGGAAUCAGAGAUUUGCACCUGGCUUCUAAGAAGCAUGUAUAAUUUCAGCUCUUAGGUGUCGAUCUUGGCCCGCUGUGAAUUAGGCUUUGUGUGUGGUGUAAGAGCCCGUAUUCUUCUGCAUGUGGAUAUCCCACAUGCACCGUUCGUUGGAAACAUUAUUUUUCCCUAUUGAAUUAUCUUGGCACCCUUAUUGAUAAUCACUUGACCGAAAAGAUACAGGUUUAUUUCUGGGCACUUUAUCCCAUUGACCUGUUUAGCCUUACGCCAGCACCACAGUGCAUCGGUCAGUUUUCCUUUGUUCUGUUUCAAGGUUGAUUGACUACUCUGCAUACCAUGCAUUUCCAAAUGAAUUUUAGGGUCUGCUCAUCAGUUUCUUAAAAAAAAAAAAAAAAAAAA
Cebus imitator (Panamanian white-faced capuchin) is the source of this 4493-nucleotide messenger RNA. It is a transcript of the gene UVSSA, whose product is annotated as UV stimulated scaffold protein A. Gene Ontology annotation, cellular component: chromosome. Gene Ontology annotation, molecular function: RNA polymerase II complex binding. The record is from RefSeq and is a predicted model, not a curated record. The transcript is spliced from 15 exons. The coding region runs from base 730 to 2985 and encodes 751 amino acids. Gene Ontology annotation, biological process: response to UV; transcription-coupled nucleotide-excision repair. Lineage: Eukaryota; Metazoa; Chordata; Mammalia; Primates; Cebidae.